Colletotrichum chrysophilum is the source of this 2457-nucleotide messenger RNA. RefSeq lists its product as uncharacterized. The record is from RefSeq and is a predicted model, not a curated record. NCBI's taxonomy places the organism in Eukaryota, Fungi, Ascomycota, Sordariomycetes, Glomerellales, Glomerellaceae. The coding region runs from base 1 to 2457 and encodes 818 amino acids. The transcript has a single exon.
AUGGAGAACAAAUCGGACCACAUCUACGAGCUGAGCUACCGUUCGCCAACGACACCGUCGUUGAUGUCGCCGGACGCGGUAUCCGUCAGCACCACCAACAGACCCCUCCUGUCCGAAGACUCGUUCUACGAAGCCUCAGACGACAAAUACUUUGACCGCAAGUCUCGAAGACCGUGGCAUGUCCCCGUCGGAGACCCAGGCAACGAUGCCCCGAAACGAGUCAUCCAGAGGACCACGCCCCGGCUCUUGACUGCGUGGCUCCCCCACGUCCCCGCGAUUGCCGUCACCUGCGUGCUCAUAUGGAUGAGCCACUCGCAAAUCUUCUGGUACCCCGAGACCGGCCCCGACCUGCCCAUCAUCGGCCGGUUCGGGAACAAGCACACGGUCAUCUCCAACGUCCUCCAGUUCGCGUCCAAGCUGCACGAGUUGAUGGUCGUGGCUUCGCUCGCCGCCAUCGCUCUGUCGAUGUUCCGCCGCAGACUUGUUGGAGACGGCGUCCGUCUCGGGUUCCUGACCGGCGGGUACCGUCUGGGCGAUCUGGCGUACCUGACAAGCGGUGCGUUCUGGGGCCUCGGGCGUGUUGGAACGGUGGAGGUCAUACUCGUCGUCUUUGUCGUGUUUGGCACAAUCAUGUCGACGAUUAUCGGUCCUGCGUCCGCCAUUCUGUUCGUGCCGAACCUCGGGUGGUACAACGUCCCCGCGGCUUUCGACAACGUCAAGAUGCCUCUGAUAUACACGCUCGAGGCCGACAAAGCAUGGCCCCAGAUUCUGGACAGCAGUCUUCACCACUUUGACGAGAAGCAGGACUGCCUCACGACCGAGAGCAUCUUCCAGCCGUACUGCUACGCCGGCGGCUUCUCGGAUAUCUGGAACUGGCUGGGAAGCUUCCGGUACACCGAUCUGGACAACAACCUCACGUUCUCGUCCGAGCUCGGCCGUCGGCUCGAACUUCAUGAAAACAGCUCCGUGGCGCUCUUCACCACGCCGCCAGCCUUCGUCAUGAACUCUCUCGGGCUGUUCACCACCUACAUCCACAAGUCCGAUAGCAUAGGGAUUCUUCACGACACGCAACGCUACAAGCUCACGACCAAGACGCCGAUGAAGCAGCCAUUCAUGCAGGGCCGGUGCGCGGCGUACGACAAGGAUGAGCUAUUAAAGAAUGGCACGGAGGCCGUUUUCCCCAUGAGCUCCAUCAACUGCUACGGGGACGCAGACUGCCUCUCCCUGAAGCGGAACCCGCCCAUUGUACAGCGCGACUACUGGAACGUCUCGGGACACUCGACGUCCGAGACGUUCAACCUGCUAUACCCUGCUGCGCCGAGCGUCAAGUCCGUCGUGACGGUGGCGGGGACCAUGCCGUACGCCUCAAAGGACAUGGAGCAAAAGACGUGGGUCUACGCCUGCGCGUUCCUCGGGCGAUGGGUCCCCUCUGAAUUCAGCGUCGACCCCGAGUCGAACAACAUCAUGGACUCCAACGUCAGCUCCCCCGACGUCAUGAACAAGCUGUUCCACGAGGACGAGUCCAACCGCGCCAGCGUCAUGCAGAUCGACAAGUCCUGGCUGGCGGGCACGAGCCCCCUGUUCAACAUGACGACGAGCGUCUUCAUGACGGACACGAACGAGCAACAAAACACCCUCUUCGAGACGUCGCCCUUGCGCAUGAUGAUGAGCCGCUUCCUCCUCCGCCACGAGCGCGCAGACGGCACGUACGUGCGCUACUUCGACACCAUCGACGACAGCAAUAACCCGCAGGUCGGCCGGUCCGACACCGAGUCCUUCCUCGCCAAGCUCUACGGCGUCUUCCUCACGGACGCCAUCGCGCGCAUCGCCGCCAACAAGGAGACGCGCCUCGUCUUCAAGGAGGAGCCGGACAACCUCACGUGGGUCGACCUCGCGGUCCAGAACGGCCUGUGGUCCGGCGCGCACAGCUACGUCAGCGUGGCCGACAACGCGACGUUCCCGACGCGCGAGAUCUACAACGGCAACUUCGCCGAGUCGGAGCUCGAGAUGACGGUGGAGCAGUACAUCCAGCGCUUCCGCGACGACUGGGUGCAGAUCGACCUGGACGCCGAGCGGCACGGCUACGGGUCGGGCCAGUUCUCCAAGACGCUCGAGUUCGCGCUCGUGAUGAUGUACAUCUACCUCGGCGUCGUGGGCAUCUACGGCGGCGUGGUGCUCGUCUCGCAGGCGCUUGACUGGGUUGGGUGUGCGGUCGGCGACAGGCGGCUUGAUCUGCGCGGCGUGACGGCGUGGUCGGAUCUGCAGGACCUGGUGCUCCUGGCGCUGCGGUCGGCGCCGCCGCCGGACGGGGAUUUGACGCAUGUCGGGGCUGGUGUCGGGUCGAAUAGUGUGUGGAAGAAGGUGGUCAAGGUCAGGGUUGAGGAGAGCGCGCUGCAGCUGGUGUUGCAUGACCACGAGGGCUUGCUGCCGCCGCAGAAGGGGGAGAAGUACUCGUGA